This is a messenger RNA of Hippopotamus amphibius kiboko, 3674 nucleotides long. It is a transcript of the gene GAS7, whose product is annotated as growth arrest specific 7. Gene Ontology annotation, molecular function: actin filament binding. Gene Ontology annotation, cellular component: plasma membrane; cytoplasm; actin filament. The coding region runs from base 492 to 1922 and encodes 476 amino acids. Gene Ontology annotation, biological process: actin filament polymerization; neuron projection morphogenesis. NCBI's taxonomy places the organism in Eukaryota, Metazoa, Chordata, Mammalia, Artiodactyla, Hippopotamidae. The transcript is spliced from 14 exons. The record is from RefSeq and is a predicted model, not a curated record.
CCGGCCGCCCGGCCGCCAGCCCCCUCUCCACGUCCGCCGCCACUCCCUCGCCGCCGAGCCCGGCCGAGGGGGAUGCUCCGGGUCCCACCGCCGCGGGGAGCUGCGCAUUUCCGCGCGCCAGGGCGGCUCCGGCUCCGGCCGGCCCUCUCGGCGGCCGCCCGCGUUCCGCGUCCCCGGGAAGUUGUCUGCGGAGCCCGCGGCGCCUGGGUCUCCUCCCCCUGAGCCCCGCCCCUCCGCCCCGAGCUGGGAGCCGCAAGCCGCCCGGCCCGGGGGCGUCGCCGCUCGCUCCUCGGAAGCCAGCGAGUCUCCGCUUCCCUGCGCGGGGCGCGCGUCCCCUGCCUGGCCAGGGACCCCCGCGCACCCCCGAGACGGCGCGCGCCCAGAGCGCGGGAGCCCGGAGCGCCGGGCGCCUGGGACCCCGCGGAGCCGCUGCCCAGCCCUCGGGGCUCGGCAGGGAUGCAGGCUGCGCUGUGAGCCCCGGCGCCAGGGCCAUGUCCGGCGCCCGCUGCCGGACCCUGUACCCCUUCUCCGGGGAGCGGCACGGCCAGGGGCUGCGCUUCGCCGCGGGCGAGCUCAUCACGCUGCUGCAGGUCCCGGACGGAGGCUGGUGGGAAGGCGAGAAGGAGGACGGGCUCCGCGGCUGGUUCCCGGCCAGCUACGUGCAGUUGCUGGAGAAGCCUGGAAUGGUCCCCCCUCCGCCGGGAGAGGAAAGCCAGACCGUCGUCCUCCCACCGGGCUGGCAAAGUUACUUGUCCCCUCAGGGCCGCCGCUACUAUGUCAACACGGCCACCAAUGAGACCACCUGGGAGCGUCCCAGCAGUUCUUCUGGGAUUUCAGCCAGCCCUGGCCCUCACAGGAGCUCUCUGCCUCCAACAGUGAAUGGAUACCACACGUCAGGGACCCCAGCGCACCCUCCCGAGACUGCCCACAUGAGUGUCCGAAAAUCCACCGGUGAUUCCCAGAACCUGGGAUCCUCGUCACCAGGCAAAAAGCAUAGCAAGGAAAACACCAUCACGAUAAACUGUGUGACGUUCCCUCACCCAGACACAAUGCCAGAGCAGCAGCUGCUGAAACCAACCGAGUGGAGCUACUGUGACUACUUCUGGGCUGAUAAGAAGGACCCCCAAGGCAAUGGCACCGUGGCUGGGUUUGAGCUGCUGCUUCAGAAACAGCUGAAGGGCAAACAGAUGCAGAAGGAAAUGUCGGAGUUCAUCCGGGAGAGGAUAAAGAUUGAAGAAGAAUAUGCGAAGAAUUUAGCUAAGCUCUCUCAGAACUCCUUGGCUGCUCAGGAGGAGGGCUCCCUGGGAGAAGCGUGGGCACAGGUGAAGAAGAGCCUUGCCGACGAGGCUGAAGUUCACCUCAAGUUCUCUGCCAAGCUCCACAGCGAGGUGGAGAAGCCCCUGAUGAACUUCCGCGAGAACUUCAAGAAGGACAUGAAGAAGUGUGACCACCACAUCGCGGACCUCCGCAAGCAGCUCGCCAGCCGCUACGCCGCGGUGGAGAAGGCCCGGAAAGCCCUCACAGAACGGCAGAGAGACCUGGAGAUGAAGACCCAGCAGCUGGAGAUCAAGCUGAGCAACAAGACAGAGGAGGACAUCAAGAAGGCGCGGAGAAAGUCCACGCAGGCGGGAGAUGACCUCAUGCGCUGUGUGGACCUCUACAACCAGGCCCAGUCCAAGUGGUUUGAAGAGAUGGUGACCACCACACUGGAGCUGGAGCGGCUGGAGGUGGAGAGGGUGGAGAUGAUCCGGCAGCAUCUGUGCCAGUACACGCAGCUGCGGCACGAAACCGACAUGUUCAACCAAAGCACAGUGGAGCCUGUGGACCAACUGCUUCGAAAAGUGGACCCAGCCAAAGACAGGGAGCUGUGGGUGAGAGAGCACAAGACAGGCAACAUCCGCCCCGUGGACAUGGAGAUCUAGACGCCCGGCCUGGGGGUCCUGCCGAGGAGGGGCUGGGGGGUCCCGCGGAGAGGAGGUGGCACUCCUGCUGCGGGGGGGGGGGGGCCUGCUGCCCAGCGGGGCUGCCCUCCCACCCGGUCUCCUGGUCCACUGAGGAGGCGGGACAGUGAUGCCAGAAGGGCAGCCCGGGUGGCCCGCCCCACGGGGAGCUCCCCCGUGUUCCCAGGCCGAGAAGGUAGAUCCACAGCCCCGCCCUUGUCUCCGAGCCUGAAGCCCCCCGAGGCCCGUGCCGUGCUUGCCACUCCAACAGCGGACCGAGGCUGGAACUCUGUGGUCCCUGCUGCGCACCAGAGGGGUCCCCUCCCCACCCAGAGCCAGCUGUGUCACACCAGCGUGCGUCCCUGGAAGCCCCGAGGCCCUUCCUGCAGCUGGCCCCCUUGUCUCCAGGGCUUUGGAGGGGCGGGGGAGGGAGGUCUCCGUCUCCAGGCCAAGGGUCAGGAUCAGAAUUGCGGACAGAAGGCACCGUUCAGCGCAACAGCCCGCACCCAGAAUCCUUUGCAGCAGUCCUCCCUCUUUAUUUUUUCCCGUUGCAUAUUCUGGGAGCCCAGAUUCUGGCUCUUCUCUGCUAGUCUUCUUCAUUGGGAGUCUAGGGAAGUCUUGGGUCUGUUUUCCCAGACUGACCCUGCCUGGAGAGGUCAGGAUGGAACUACCUCAUUCAGCAAAUUUGCCCCAAGUUGAAACAUCAAAUCGUGUUUCCUCUUAGAUCAGGCAUCAGUGUCACGUGCUCUCUCCGGGCAUCCCAGUCCACCCAACCCACAGCCGCUUCCUCAGGGAAGCGCCCUCCUCCACCCUCGCCAGUCCCGGGGGCUGGGUCAGUCCCACGUGGGAGGUGGGUUGGAGCAAGUCUCUGUCUCCCCCCAGAUGGCUCCGCCUGCCUGUGCACGGUGGGGUUGGGACCACUGUCCCAUGUACGGCUCUCACUGGUGGGCACUGUGCAGGCAUCGCAGACUCCCGUGGCCGCAGAGACGUUUCACCACCCAGGCAGUCCGGCACCUUGGCCUCUCAGCUCCUCCUGCACAUUCCAGAGCCCCGCACGGAGCCCGGGCUUGGUGCUGGUACCCCCUUGCCCUUUCCCCAUCUCCCCGUUCCUGGGAGAGCCUGGUCUGAGCGUGACCUUGGAAGCUUUCAGCACUGCCAUCAGGUCCUCACUCAUCACUUUCUCCCUUACACGUUAAAUCUUGAGAAUCAGCUCGAGGGGACCAGAAGAAGAAAAGGGCUGGAGGAGGUCAGACAGCUCGCAAGGGGUGCAUUCUAGCCUGGAACCCACACCCUGAGAACCCAUCUUUCUUGUUAACCUUUCCCAUUGAUUACUUUGGAUUCACAGGACUCAUAGGUCUCUCAUAAGGGCAGACGCCUAAGAGGACAACUCACUGGUCCUUCUCGCCGUCGUUCAUGCUGGUAACUGAUGACUUGUGGUUCUCGAAUCUUUUGGCACCUCUGUCUUUGAGCCAGUGUGGCGCUCAUGGUCCUAAUAGAAAGAUGCCAAAUAGCCUAAAGCCUAAAACCAAGCUUCGCCACUUUUCUCUUCUUAUUGAAACAUCCCAACCAGAAAGGUCAACGGGAAGGCCUUCACCCGCAUGAAGGCCAUCAGGACGGAUCUGCAUCUGCAUUGGAGCAGCACUCCUUCUGGUCUGGGGUUGGGCUAUGACACCAGCUGCCAGUUUGGGGUUAUCAUUUCUUUGGUUUCUUUAUUAAAAAUGGGUGCUAGCAGUA